Molecule: messenger RNA, 2727 nt
Organism: Sphenostylis stenocarpa
Lineage: Eukaryota; Viridiplantae; Streptophyta; Magnoliopsida; Fabales; Fabaceae
Source: the annotation of a GenBank genome assembly
AUGGAAGAGGCGAAAUUGAAAACGCCAGCGUCAAGAGGCCACAUUGGCACCGACCAGUGUUCGCAGAGUUUGAGCCCUCGAGCGCGCAUUGUCUCCGUUGCCUCCAACAUCGCCUCACAGACUCUUCACAACUCCGAUCCUCGCGUUUGGGGUGUUCUCACUGCCAUCUCUAACAAUGCCCGCAAAAGGCACCAGGGAAUUAACAUUAUAUUAAAUGCUGAUGAACACUGCUUUGGGCGAUUGGUAGAGGAUGUGCGUUGCCAGAUUGAUUCCAAUUCUGUUAGUGCAAAUCAUUGCCGAAUAUACAGGAUGAAGGUUACUAAUGAAAAUAUGGAGAAUGCCACAUCAAUACUCUUGAAAGAUACAAGCACAAAUGGAACUUACCUUAACUGGGAGAAAUUGAAAAAGAAUGGUGCUGCUGUGAAAGUCUGCCAUGGUGAUAUUAUAUCAUUUGCUGCUCCUCCGCAGCAUGAUAUGGCAUUUGCUUUUGUAUACCGAGACGUGCUUAUGUCUAGCCCUAUGCCAGAUAAUGCAGUUGUCAAACGAAAAGCAGAGGAUUUUCUUUCUGAAAAUAAGAGGUUGAAAGGUUUAGGCAUCGGUGCUCCUGAGGGUCCCAUAUCUCUUGAUGAUUUUCGGAGUCUUCAAAGAUCAAACAUGGAAUUGAGAAAGCAAUUGGAGAAUCAGGUGGUUACAAUUGAUACUUUGCGUAGUGACAACCGUGCAGCUGUUGAACGCCAUGAAAGUGUAUCUGAUUUGAGAUUUACUAACACCCCCUUAUGCUUGGGACUGGACAUUGAUUUGGCCAUAUCAGCUGAUAGAGAACUUGGAUUUCUUUCAAUACAACCUCCUCAUGAAAUAAAAUCAGUCAAAGACUCGGUUGCCAAAUGUUACCUUGACCAAUUAAAAGAAUUACAGCAAACUGUGGAUCUCAAACAGAAGGAAUUGGGGGAUCUUAACAAGGCAUCUGCUGAACAAAGACAUGCCCUGGAAGACCUUAAUGAAAGGCUUAAUGCUUCUGCACAGUCAUGUGCUGAAGCAAAUUCUAUGAUAAGUAGUAACUCUCUCUCCUCUGUUAGUCAAAAGGUAAAUAUAGCUGAACUGAAGGAACAAUUAGAUGAUGAGCGGACUCAAAGAAAAGAAGAGCGGGAGAAGGCUGCAGCUGACCUAAAAGCUGCUGUUCAUAGAAUCCAGUCUGAGGCCCAGGAGGAAUUAAAACGAUUCUUAGAUGCGGCCUUAAGAAGAGAAAGUGAGCUACAAGAAGCAAUUAAUAAGUUACAGGAGUCGGAGAGAGAAAUGUCUUUGCUGGCUGAAACCUUGAGGUCCAAGCUGGAGGAUACCAGGCAAAAAUUGGUUGUCUCUGAUAAUAAAGUUCGCCAACUGGAAACCCAAGUACAUGAAGAGAAACUGGCCACUGAAAAUGAAAUAAAGAAGGUAGAGCUCGAGCAACAGGAAACAAGAAGAUUAAGAAAAGAGCUUGAGAGCGAAAAGGCAGCUCGAGAAGAAGCUUGGGCUAAAGUUUCUGUUCUUGAGCUUGAGAUAAAUGCGGCAAUGAGAGACCUUGAUUUUGAAAGGCGGAGGUUAAAAGGUGCCAGGGAAAGACUUAUGCUUCGGGAAACACAGCUUCGAGCAUUUUAUUCCACUACUGAAGAGAUACAAGUACUGUUUGCUAAGCAACAGGAACAAUUGAAAUCUAUGCAGAGAACUCUAGAAGAUGAAGAAAAUUAUGAGAAUACUUCUGUAGAAAUGGACGGAAUCAUCGGUGGAACCUUGGGCAGAGAAAAAGAAGUUGAUGGAUACCAUAGCCAAAAUGAUGCCAAGGCACGAAAACUUAACAUAGAUCACGUUGAAUCAUCAAGCAAUGAGGCAAGUGUCACUGAGAAGCAUGACUGUGAUAUAAGAAGUGAAGAAUGUCAAAAUACACAAGAGGCAGAAUUCACCAGUGCUGAUCAUGAGCACAGUGUUAGAGGCGGCUUUGGUUCUAACAUUGAUGGUGUUGGGCCAGGGAAUGUUUUGGAGGGAGAUGCUCCCGUAGGCACUGAAAAAGUUCAUGAAACUGAAACUCCUAUAAAUCAGGGUGAUCAGAAUAUUGAUUUGAACAAGUGUUUAGGUGGGGACACAAUGCAGAUUGAUGAUGAUGAUAACAAUGUACAAGAAACUGAAGAGCUUGCUCAAAUACCUUCUCGUGAAGGUUUACAUCACUAUCAAUCAAAUAAUCCUUCAGACACUGAAAAGACCAUCGAGGAUACGCAAGUCACAAUCAGAACAGCAGACCUUUUAACUUCCGAAGUCGCGGGUAGUUGGGCUUGUAAUACUGCCCCUUCCAUGCAUGAAGAAAAUGAAUCUCCAAGCAGAGAUAAUAAUGAAGCUUUAGGAGCAUUGCAUGACUCAAAUGUCUUAGUGGCUGAGGUUCAGAACACUCUUUCUGAUGCUGCAGUUGCCAGACAAAAUGAACGACGAGCAUUAAGUGAGAUGAUUGGCAUUGUUGCUCCUGAUUUGAGGGAGCAAUUUGGAGGUUCUGCAUAUGAUUGUGACCAAGAGAGGGAAAAUCGUCACGGUUCAUCUGACUCGGAUACUGAGUGUUGUAGCAACACUAGCAUUGAUAACAUAGCUGAUGCAAAGGGUGGAUCGAUAUCUGAUGAAGAAACUCAGGUUAGUGACCAUGAUGAGGAGGAUCAAAAGCAGGGUGAUACCAUGGAUGAAGAUGAUGAAGCCACUCAAGAAGAUUGA